Molecule: messenger RNA, 4157 nt
Organism: Dermacentor silvarum
Lineage: Eukaryota; Metazoa; Arthropoda; Arachnida; Ixodida; Ixodidae
Product: Down syndrome cell adhesion molecule-like protein Dscam2
Exons: 22
Coding region: 1-4032 (1343 amino acids)
Biological process (GO): nervous system development; axon guidance; cell-cell adhesion
Cellular component (GO): axon; plasma membrane
Molecular function (GO): protein binding
Source: RefSeq, a predicted model, not a curated record
AUGCCUCAUUCUGUUGUGAAUAUUCGCUCCGGCGGGCAAUGCGAACUACCGCCGCCUACGUCCGGGGGUGUGGCCGCACCGGCUUUUCUGCACGAGCCGCCGGUACAGGUCGUGUUUUCCAACACGACCGGAGCCCUGGUCUCUUGCUCGGCUUCCGGGCAGCCCCGGCCCGCUAUCGGCUGGACAAACGAGAGUGGCUCUCCUCUGGAGCAUAUUCCCGGACUGCGCCGUGCCAGGCCGGACGGGACGCUGGAGUUUUUCCCGUUUCGCGGUGAGGACUACCGCCAGGAGGUCCACGCAUCCCGCUACCGCUGCAGGGCCUCCAACACUCUCGGUUCUGUGUUCAGUCGAAGUGUCCACGUCAAGGCCGUGGUGCAGCAGCAGUACGAGAUUCGCGUCUACGACGACUUCGUAAUCCGCAUGAACACCGGCGUCCUUCGGUGCCACGUUCCGAACUACGUCAGAGAAUACGUCGUUGUGACGUCAUGGGUCCGCAGCGACGGCUUCAUCAUUUCAGUGCAAGCUAUACCAGAUGAGAAUUCCAAGUACGUGGCAUUUACGACGGGAGAGCUGCACGUUCGGCGUGCAGGGCCCGAAGACAGCCAUCACUCGUUCCAGUGUCAGACCAAGGACACACUCACCGGUGCCGUAGUCAGCAGCAUCACGGCUGGAAAACUUGUGAUCACUGAGCCACACUCCAGCAUCCCGGCCAAGGUGAUCCACUGGAGCCGCCAGGUAGAAGGACCGCAAGGCUCAGCAGUGUUCGUGCCGUGUGAGGCUCAGGGCCACCCACAGCCUUCUUAUCGCUGGUACCGCCAGUACGGUGCUCGACUACGGCCACUGCUGCCCCUUACCGAGCCGGGUAUCGUGCUCGUCGGUGGUACGCUCGUGUUUCGUCGGGCUUCGGUUCAGGACAGUGCCACCUAUGUGUGCGUCGUCAGCAACGGAGCAGGCGCUGAGGAAAAAAACGAGAUACAGGUCCUGGUCACAGAACCUCUGGAAGUACAAAUGUGGCCCAGAACCCGAGAGGUGCGCUCCGGCGACUCGGUGACGCUCAACUGCAGCGUCUCGGGCUUUCCCGUGCGGUCGGUCACGUGGUCCAAGGAUGGACGGCCAAUCGUGGGGCCCUCCGCUGCGGGAGCCUCAACGUCGGCCGGCAGCAGCGGUUCGUCACUGUCGCGGCGCGUGCUGAUGCUGAACCGGUACGCGCUGAGGAUACAGGCGGCGCAGAGCGACGACUCGGGCGUCUACCAGUGCCACGCCACGAACGAGAGGGACUCUUCGCAGGCCCACGCCUACGUCCACGUGAAGUCGGAACCACCAGUGCUGGUUUCACACUUUGAAGACAUCGUGGUUCGACGAGACGAGCCAGUGUCCCUCCGGUGUGCUGCCACAGGAACGCCACUGCCCCAGAUAACGUGGGCUGUUUAUGACGUCCAAGUUCAGGACUCCAGCCGAGUCCGUGUCGGCGACUACGUGAGCCGGGAUGGGUCCGUGAUCAGCUUCGUAAAUAUCACGAGGGUCAGGCCCGAAGAUGGCGGCGCCUACCGUUGCGAAGCGUCCAAUGAACAUGGUGCGGACGCCCACUCCGGUCGUCUGAACGUGCUCGGUCCACCAGCGGUGCACACAAUGCCCAACCGAACAGUAGUGGCGGGACGCAGGGCCAUGCUGCAUUGCCCGUACUCCGGAUUUCCCGUGACCAGGGUCAUUUGGCGUAAAGACGGGAAAAGCCUGCCCAGCAGCAAGCGCGUGAUGCCCUACCAGAACGGCUCCCUCGUACUGGAGACCGUAAGCCGCAAAGACGACGAAGGGCGUUACUCCUGCACAGUUCGCAACGAGCACGGCAGCGAAGCCCGGAACCACCUCUACCUCAGGGUUCUCGUGCCACCCUCGAUCACGCCCUUCUCGUUUCCUGAGAAACCUCAGCUGGGCUCUCGCGCCAGUGUUACGUGCAGCGUUCCCGACGGCGACCCGCCCAUUCGUCUGUCGUGGCUCCGCGACGGCGUACCCCUGGACUCGUCCCCGUCGGCCGGAAGGGAAGGCGUCACGUUUGGUCACGUGGACGACUUCAUCUCCACACUGGUGUUCAAGUCCCUGCGCGAGGAGCACACUGCAGUGUACACCUGCCUGGCUGCUAACGAAGCCGCUGCUGUCAACUAUUCCGCGCCGCUCGUUGUCUAUGCACCACCAAGAUGGCGGCUGGAGCCCGCAGACACGACGGUAACGACGGGAGAGCGAGUGAUCCUGGACUGCCAGGCCGACGGUACCCCGGAACCUAGGGUUCGUUGGAAGAAGUCGGCAGGGCCUCAAAGCGCAGAAUUCCGCACCGUUAUAAGCAGCUCUCGCAUGCAAGCGUUGGUGAACGGAUCCCUGGUAAUCCAAGAAGUGGAGACCUCGGAUGCCGGUGGCUAUAUGUGUGAAGCCUCGAACGGCGUCGGUCUGCCUCUUUACACUGUGGUGCAGGUUAACGUCCACGCUCCAGCCAAAGUAAGGCAGCGCUUCAUGUCCCACAUGGCGGGAAGGGGUCAAGUGGUGAAGCUUCGUUGCGAAGCUACGGGAGACGAGCCUAUCAGCUUCUUUUGGUCAAAAGACAGCAAGCCGAUCAAAGCAUUCUCCAAUCCCAGGUACACCAUCAAAGACCACUCCCGCGAAGAGUCUCCCUGGUCCGAGCUGAUGAUACUGCUCGCCGAGAAGAAUGACACCGGCACCGUCAAAUGCGAGGUCUCCAACGCCUACGGGCACGACGAGCAGGUGACCCACCUCUCCAUACAAGACAGGCCCGAUGAGCCCCCCAGGCCGGAAGCGCUCAACGUGCUCAGCCGAUCUGUAACCGUUUUGUGGAAAAGUCCCAGCGACGGGAACUCGCCCAUCACCAAGUACAUCGUACAAUACAAGAGGAGCAUCGAGUCUUGGGAGAAGCAGCUAAGCGAAAUGGUUGCCGAGGCUGACCAGAGCCAGGUGACGGUACAGGAUCUGCAUCCACUCACCGAGUACAACUUUCGGGUCCUCGCUGAGAAUGCCAUUGGUAUCGGACCACCCAGUGAGGCGUUGACCGUCAUCACUGAUGGCGAAGUGCCUGCAACUCCACCACAAAGCGUGAAGGUGACGGCAGUCAGCUCAAGAAAAGUGGAGGUAUCAUGGAAGCCGCCGCCAGUGCACCUGCAGUAUGGUGAAAUUCAGGGAUAUUAUGUGGGCUACCGUGUGCACGGUUCCACCGAGCCGUACGUCUUCAAGACUGUCACCGGCAGCUCGUCGUCGCUGGGAAAGCCCGUCACACGCUGCGUUGUGGAUAACCUACAGCGCGCCACUGCCUAUGCCGUCGUGGUGCAAGCAUUCAACGACAAAGGGGCGGGACCACUCUCCGACGAGAUCAUGGUGCAGACACACGAGCAAGAUCCACCACCACCACCUCUCGUCACUGUAGCAUCCAAAACGACCGACUCCAUCGAACUGAGCUGGACACCGCAAGAUGAAGGGAACGAAGUCGUGGAAGGCUACGUUGCCCGCUACCGCACACAGGAAGGGCUCGAGUGGAGCGAAGUUUCCAUCAGUCCUGACAAGCGGAGCUACCUGUUCGAAGGCCUGCAGUGCGGCAGCACUUAUUCUUUGUCUGUACUCAGCUUCAACCGCAACGGACGCAGCGAGCCCGAAGAGCUACUGCAAGUCAAGACAGAGGGAACAGCACCCCAGGCUCCCUCGCCAAAGGCGGCUGUACUGCCCAACGUGACCAGUCUUGGCUUGGUGCUAUCCGCUUGGCGUGACGGCGGCUGCCCCAUCAGCCACUUCCUGGUUCAGUACCGGCCCCGUGACGAACUAGAUUGGACGCUGCUGUCGUCUCGGGUGCUCCCCGACCGAGACGUGGUGAUCGUCGGAGACAUGGCACCUGGAACCUGGUACCAGCUGCUCGUGGUCGCCUACAACAGCGCCGGCUCCACCAAAGCAGAGCUACACAGUCGCUACGCUAACGCUCGCAGGAAAUCCGCUAGAACCGGACAAAAUAUCGGAGGCUGGACGCGACAGCAGCAGCCCUAGGUACCGCAGCUUGUCCAUCAUCGUACCUAUCUGCUGCUCCAUCAUUGUCCUCAUGGCCGUCACUGUGGCCAUCAUGGUGCUCGUCUGCAGGAGAAGGUCUUCCGGAACACCUCCAUCAGCCAUCA